Exophiala xenobiotica is the source of this 1008-nucleotide messenger RNA. RefSeq lists its product as uncharacterized. The record is from RefSeq and is a predicted model, not a curated record. Gene Ontology annotation, molecular function: acyltransferase activity, transferring groups other than amino-acyl groups. Lineage: Eukaryota; Fungi; Ascomycota; Eurotiomycetes; Chaetothyriales; Herpotrichiellaceae. The coding region runs from base 198 to 851 and encodes 217 amino acids. The transcript has a single exon.
GCCUUCUCGCGUCCCAGAUCACGAGCUGACUCAUGAUCGGGCCUCUUACGACUUUGAACAACUGACCUAGAGAUCCAAACACAAUACUCAAUCAUUGAGCCUUUCUCGUGCGACGCUGCCGACAUUUAGAAGAGCACUGGGAGAUUCUCGCUCAACCUUUUUAACUGUACGCUGAAAGUCGCUCACGAACGGGCGAAAUGUCCACAAGUGCAAUGAACCUGACCCCAGGCAUCCACAUCAUUACUGACGCCACGCCCGAUGCGUCAAUUGUUCUAUCCGGCAUCGCCCACCUCCAUGCCACAUGCAUCUUAAACGACGGCACCCUUGCGACUUUCCUCCCGCCUUUGUCUCACGAGGUCAUCUACAAGUGGUGGCAAGAGCGGCUCGUGGAAACCACCGCCGGGCAACGACACAUCCUUGUCUGUAUCAGCGAGGUCUCGCAGCGAACAGGAAACCUCCCGGCGCCGUGGUCCGCCGAAGGUCGCGAUUGGCCCGUCCUGAAGAAUGGGCUGGAAGUCUCGGGUGUCGUAUCACUUUCUACACCGUUCAGUCAGACAGGCCCGUUCCGGGCGCUUGUCCAGAAAUUGUUCGUGUCUCCGUUGCACAGAAGGCAGGGCAUUGCGCGACGGAUGAUGGUCAAGCUCGAGGAGGUGUCGAUGACUUCCGGGCGGUGGAAUCUUAUGCUCGACACAGAGCUGGGCAGUGAGGCGGAGAAUGUAUAUCCGCGGCUUGGGUAUGAGAGGCUAGGCGUGGUAAGGGAGUAUGGGAUUAGUCCGAAAGACGGGAGACUGGUGGAUGAGGUUUGGUUUUGGAAGGAUUUGAGGAAGGGAAGGCUGGAAGCGAGAGAUUAGGAUGGCAGACUUCCCGUUCUAGAGAAGGAAUAUUACACAAACUGUAGCUCCAUGAUGCUCGCUAGAAUAGCUGGGGCUGCCGUGCCAGGAGAGCAGUGAUCAAGGACAAGGCAACCAUAAGGCUCGCAAACAGGAGGCUCGACGAGGCUGAUACAUU